Messenger RNA from Chrysochloris asiatica (Cape golden mole), 1881 nucleotides. RefSeq names its product transmembrane protein 108 (gene TMEM108). NCBI's taxonomy places the organism in Eukaryota, Metazoa, Chordata, Mammalia, Afrosoricida, Chrysochloridae. The transcript has 6 exons. Gene Ontology annotation, cellular component: endosome membrane; axon; postsynaptic density. The record is from RefSeq and is a predicted model, not a curated record. Bases 1 to 1881 code for a protein of 626 amino acids. Gene Ontology annotation, biological process: postsynaptic density organization; dendrite extension; retrograde axonal transport.
AUGGAGUGGAAUGGCCAUCCUGAGCUUCUACACUGGGCCACCCUCCCUUCCCGCCUCCUCUCUGCUCUCCUCCACAAGCUCCUGUAUGAGGAGGAAGAGGUGCAGCGAGAUGACUUCUCGGAUGGCCAGCAAGCCCCCGAUGAGAAUGUCAGAUCAAAAGCUUCAAUGCCCUUUUUAGGCUUCUUCCUGAUCUGGGCACUGACUGAAGCUCUGGUACUUGCUGUCCAGGAUUCAUCUUCCAGGGAAUCUCUUCAGGUCCUCCCCUCAGCCACGACUCCAGGCGCCAUGGUGACAACACCCCCCAGCUCUACCAGACGCUCAUCCACGGUGGAUCUCCCUGUCUCUGUAGCGAUUCUGACAUACCAUGAUGAUGGACCCCCCUCACAGGCCACAGCACCCACAGCAACAACACCGCUGCCACAUUCAGUCAGACAUCCUUCUACAAACCCCAUCCCUUCCAUCACGGUGACAGAAACCAGCCCUCAUUCUGAAGGCCCCCUGCACAACAGGCCCCCUCCUGCUGUCAUGGCAACCACAUCCUCCCACUCAGAGGGCCACCCCCCAGAGGAGGUCACACCCACCAUCUUGCUGACAAAACCAAUAGGCGCCACCAACCCUCCCACCACAGCACCCAUCCGGUCUACCACACGCCGCCCCCCAAGACCACCAGGUUCUUCCCGAAAGGGAGCUGGUGGUUCUUCACGAUCUGCCCCACCUGCCUCCAGUGGCCACUUGGGGAGGAAAGAAAACCAGCGAGGGCGAAAUCAGAGCUCCACACACGUGGGGCAGAAGCGACCCCUGGGGAAAAUCUUUCAGAUCUACAAGGGCAACUUCACAGGGUCUGUAGAACCAGAUCCCUUGGCCCUCACUCCCAGGAACCCACUGCAGGGUUACUCGUCUUCACCAAAGGCCCACACCGGGGCCGCAACCACAGCACCCAGCAGUACCUCGUGGGCUUCUUCCGCCACCCCACUGGUGCUUGCAGGGAACAAACCAGGCCUUAGUAGAACAGGCCAGGGGGGUGGUCCCACCAUCACCAGCCAAGAAGGGGAGCUGAAUGCCACAACAGCCUCAGGUGCCCCUACUAGUCCACAACCUGCCCCAGUGCCUUCUCAGCAUCCCCUUGGUGACCCGCAAGACAGCCCCAGCCACUCCUGGCUUACUGUCACCUCUGGCACCAACAGACCUCUCUCUGCCAGCUUUGGGGUCUUCACAGCCACCAGGGGGCCCACCCAGGCUGCCUUCGAUGCCAGUGUCUCAGCCCCUUCCAAGGGGCUUCCUCAGGGAGCAUCUACAAGCCCACUGGUCCCCACAGGGCCCCCAGUGGUCUCAGAAAGCACUGUUUCCCAAGCUGAGGAGGAAGCUGCAGCCACCUCCUCCCUGACCAGCAGAAUGCCCAGUCCUCUCUCCACAGUGGUGUCCACAGCCACAGGGAACUUCCUCAACCGCCUGGUCCCCGCUGGGACCUGGAACUCUGCAACAGUAGGGAACAUCUCCCAUGUGGCUGAAGGGAACAAACCGCAGCACAGAGCCACCAUCUGCCUGAGCAAGGUGGACAUCAUCUGGAUGCUCUUGGCCAUCAGCGUGCCCAUCUCCUCCUGCUCGGUCUUGCUGACAGUAUGCUGCAUGCGGAGGAAGAAGAAGACCGCCAACCCGGAGAACAACCUGAGCUACUGGAACAACGCCAUCACCAUGGACUACUUCAGCAAACAUGCUGUGGAAUUACCAAGGGAGAUCCAGUCCCUUGAAACCUCUGAGGACCAGCUCUCAGAGCCACGCUCCCCAGCCAACGGUGACUACAGGGAUACUGGGAUGGUCCUGGUGAACCCCUUCUGUCAAGAAACACUGUUUGUGGGAAACGAUCAAGUAUCUGAGAUCUAA